AUCGGCCGCCGCCCCCCCGACAAACAUGUUCAUCAACCUGAUGAUGUUUUGGCUCAUGUGCGUGGAAGGCCUGAUUUGUAUCCUUCUGUGCAUCCCUUUCUUCAAGCAUGCGACACAAGCCGUGGUCACCUUCCUGUCGUCGAAUGUGUUCACUCCUAAAUCGCAUCUUACAACUGCCGGAUAUGGCAUCCUUGCCUUGGUUUUCAUCAUGUUUCUUGCCAACUUGCAAACCACGUACAACCAUCAUAUGUCGGACGAAGCCAUGAGCGAUGGUUUCCGCAUUCGAUUGCUCGCGGCCCAGCGUGAUAUGUACAUUUCGGGUAUUUGUUUGUUUUUGAACUUGCUGUUGCAAAUGCUGUACUCGAGCAUGGUGCUCAACAUCAAGCUCGAAAAGAGCUUGGGGGCGAUGGAGAAGCAAGCAAAAGGUGCAAGCUCGAGCUACACAAAGCUGCUGGAAGAGCACGAAAUUGUUCAAAAGCAACUGAAGAAGCUUGUCGGGCUCGAUGGCUCGACCGACAUGACCACGUUGGAAAAGCUGCUAAAGGAAAACGCCACAUACGAAACCGAGUUGGCGACGCUGAAGAAGACCGCGGCCGCCAGCGAAUCGGCGAUUGCGCAGGUGAAGAAGCAAGCGGACAGCCAGAGCGCCGCCUACAUGAAGCUCCUCGACGAAUCCACCGCCCAAGCAGACCAAGCCAAGGAAGUCAUAGAUCUUCAUGCCCAAGUUCUUGAAUUGAAGAAAACGAUCAACGACGUGACCAAAGACCGCGACGCACUCAAGAGCCAAAUUCAAGACUACGACUUUAUGUUUGCUGAAGCGAAGAAGAAGGCGGAGUAGGCACAUGACGUGGCAAUUCUGUAACAAUUGGACAUGUUGCACUGCUCUGUCGUUUGAAGUGCAUGCAUGAUGCACUCAUGCGCUCAGAGAUGGAUAACGUGGAUGGAAGACAAAGAUGAGGUAUGGGUUUUGCAUCAUGGGCAAUGAGUACAUCACAAUUCGUCCGUUGCUGCCC
Molecule: messenger RNA, 1013 nt
Organism: Aphanomyces invadans
Lineage: Eukaryota; Oomycota; Saprolegniomycetes; Saprolegniales; Verrucalvaceae
Exons: 3
Coding region: 26-838 (270 amino acids)
Biological process (GO): intracellular protein transport; endoplasmic reticulum to Golgi vesicle-mediated transport
Cellular component (GO): endoplasmic reticulum; endoplasmic reticulum membrane
Source: RefSeq, a predicted model, not a curated record